Messenger RNA from Gastrolobium bilobum, 771 nucleotides. RefSeq lists its product as uncharacterized. The record is from RefSeq and is a predicted model, not a curated record. The transcript has a single exon. The coding region runs from base 1 to 771 and encodes 256 amino acids. Lineage: Eukaryota; Viridiplantae; Streptophyta; Magnoliopsida; Fabales; Fabaceae.
AUGGCCGGAAAUUUUAGUUUACACUCUAUUCUGGAUGCUAAUAAGUUAACUGGUCCAAACUUCACGGAUAGGUAUAGGAAUGUAAAAAUUAUUUUACGUUCUGAAAAGAUAGCGUACGUCUUGGAUUCUCCUGUUCCUGUUGCCCCUGCUGAAGGGCAAGAUGGGCAUGACCAGUAUGACUGGGAAGCUCAUAGACAGCAUUUGGCGGACAAUGAACAGGCAGUAUAUAUAUUGCUUGCGUCUAUGUCUGUGGAGCUUCAGCGUCAGCAUGAGCAUAUGAAUGCUCCCUCCCUUAUCUUGCAUUUGCAGGAGCUUUAUGAUAAGCAAGGGAGGGCUGAGCGUUUUGAAACCUCCAAGGAGCUGUUUGGCUGCAAAAUGAUUGAGAGCACUGCGGUUGGACCGCACGUCCUCAAGAUGAUUGGGCUGAUAGAGAAACUUGCUUCUCUGGGUUUUAUCAUGGACCAUGAGUUAAGUAUUGACUUAGUCCUGCAGUCCUUGCCGUCUUCAUUUAAUGGUUUUGUGGUCAACUACCAUAUGAAUAAGGUGGAGACAACACUCCCAGAAUUAUUGAAUCUCCUGACCACUGCUGGGGGUGCUGUUAAGAAGAACAUAACCCAAGCUCUUCUGAUUGGCGGUUCUAAAAAGGCUAAGGGUAAGGGCAAGUCUGUAGAGACAGACAAGCUCAAGCCCAAGAGCAAGCCCAAAAAGAAGAAGGGCAAAGACAGGGGUAAAGGAAAAGGGAAGUCCAAGGACAAGGCUAAUGUUGUAUGA